AUUAGAAUGCCUAUUGCAUGCCUUUGACAGCCAUGGCGCUAUUCAGAUUUGCGCUGGUGGUUUGCGCGGCGCUUGCCGCGCUGUCCCCGGACAUCUCGGACUUGGAGUUGGACGGAGCGCUGAGCUACUCAGGCGUUAUCUUCAGUGUGGCACCAUCGCGCCACCAGCUGCUUAGAAUUAACACCUGGGCCAACAGCGUCGACACAGUUUCUCGGCGGGCAGACCCUGGGAGGAGUUGGCAGGAGGCCACGGAGAAAGGCGCGGAGUGCGCCUGGACGCAGCUGCUAGAAGUUGCCCCGGGCGAGGCUUUCGCAGUGCCGUGUGAGGCGCGGCACGUGCUUCGGGUGGGGCCCUCAGGGCCCUCCGGCCCCGUGGGCCCCGACCUGGGCCCAAGCUGCAAGUGGCGCCAUGGUGCCAUCAGCGGCGGCGCCAUCUACGCCAUGCCCUGGCAGGCAGGCAGCGUGCUGAGCGUGGAUGCGAUGGGGAAGGUGACCACUUUGGGAAACUUGCCGCAGACGGAGGAGGGGAAGUUCGGCUUCACCAUCGCCAGCGGGCGCCACGUGUGCGGCAUCCCCUGGGCCGCCACACAGGUGCUGUGUGUGGACAAGGAGGGCCAACUUUGGCGCUUCGGGUCCUUCAGCCCGAUGCCGGGCAAGUGGCGCUUCGCUUCGGAGUUCCGGGGGCGAAUCUUCGCAGUGCCGGUGGAGGCCGACUCGGUGCUGGAGAUCGAUGCUGAAGCACAUUCGGCCCGAGAACUGGGGAAGUUCGAGACAGGAGCCCAUCCUUCUGCCGCGCUGGGCUGGGGGUCUGUCCUCUGGCCAAAGGCUGCUCGGCCUGCCAGGCUUCGAUUGCUCGCUGCUGCAGGUGGACAUGGGCAGUGCCGCAGUGCAGACGCACGCGUUGGGAUGUGAAGGUGCGGUGCACAACUGGCACUCCGCCGUGGUGGCCAAAAACGGCGCCAUCUACGCGCUGCCCUUCAGUGGCACCACGGUGCUCAAGAUUCAGCUCGGGCAGAUCCAGGUGCAGCAGCUGGGCCGAGAGCUCUCCGGCGGUUGGAGCCAUGCGCUGCUGAGCCGCGCAGGCGAGGUCUACGGGGUGCCCUUCAGCGCCCAGAAGGUGCUCAAGGUGAGCAGCACGGAUGAGGUGUCCCAAUUCGGCUCCUUCGAGCCGGGGGUCGCUCAAUGGAAGCAGGGGGUUCUGGCGCUCAAUGGCUUCAUCUACUGCAUCCCCGAGCGGGCACUCACAGUCCUGAGGAUCGACCCCUUCACCGACACCACGAGCCAGCUGCUAGUGGCGCCCAGCCGGCCGAGCGCCGCGUUGCCUGGGACGCCCACGUCGCAGACAUCCACCACGACGGUGCAGAUCAUGUGCUUGGGUUUCCGGUGCCCGGCGUCCACGGUACUGCGCCCCACCGCGGCAAUGCUGGUGUGCCGCGAGCAGCCCUGUUUCGACACCUGUUGCCUCAGCAGCUGCGAGAAUUUCCUAUGCCCGCAGGGCUACUCCCCGAAACCCGGCGCGACGGAUGCGAGCUGCUCCUCAGGAUAUUGCAGCAGCUUGGAUUUGCUCACCUGCUGCAAUGUGGACCUGUGGUAUCCCAACGUCAUGGUCCCGCUGCUGAUCUUCGCUUGCACUGGCCUGACCUGCGUCAUGGCCCAGACCCACCGCUGCCACAAGGAGCAUCUCAGCCGCCGGAGGAAGUUCAGCAUCCUGUACUUCACAGUGCUCUUCGCUUGGGACGUGUGCGAUCAAACGGCGUCCUGGUGGUUCUGGCAGUACACCAGCGAUGUGGGCGCUUCCAAGGUGGUGCAAGGGCUUGCUAUGGCAUCGGCCAUGCUCGGUACCAUGGUCAUCCUGAGCGCCUUCUUCGCCGGGCUGUUCAUGACCACUGGACAGAUGUUGGACCAUCACGGCCCAGAGCUGAGCUAUUCGGUGGCCGCGGGAACUGCUGAUGUUUUGAUGCUGGUUUGCGCCUUCAUUUUCGAGAUGGAGGGCUUGGAUGAGGGCAGUUGGAUCAAAGUGCUCAAUCUGAUUGCGACACUUAUCGACUUCACUCUCAAAGUCAUCCAAGCGGCUGGAGCGUUGUUCGGCAUCCUCCGGGAGGAGGAGGAGCCGCGCCUGCUUGCGCCCGAAUGAAUGCUGAGCGCC
Messenger RNA from Effrenium voratum, 2145 nucleotides. The record is from the annotation of a GenBank genome assembly. NCBI's taxonomy places the organism in Eukaryota, Dinophyceae, Suessiales, Symbiodiniaceae.